GGUAGGGUUUCAUGCAAUAUUGUUUUAGCGUCUCCAGGCUAAAAAUGAAGGGUCACGAGUUCUGGAAGAUUUGAUUUGUCGCUUUGGACAACCAUUCGUUCUAUCUUUUGGUCUUCACUGGAUAUCGUUGCAUCCUUUGAGGUUUAGAGGACUCAGCGACAUGUAUUCAUCGCUUGCAUUGUACGAAGAGGUUUGAGGAUACGAAAGAAAGAGGUCUUUGCUGUGGUCUGUCUUAGGAUACUCUCUUCAGGAUGUCUCUGAUUUACUUUGGACCUCAGGAAGAUGUGGUCAUUGGGUGGCCGAGUUUCUGGCUUGCAAAGUCGCUACUUCACACGAUAAAUGGCAAAUGACGAGUAUGUCACAAAUGGAGAAGGAACCUUCAUGUCAUCAGAGAGGUAACUUUUCAUUGCAUAGACAACUUCAUUCUGUCAAGGUCUAUGAUCAAGAUUCAUUAUUCUGGAAUUCAAGGAUAUCUAUACAUUGCAAAUCAAUAACACCAGUAUCGAUCGUCACCAGCAAUAACGAAAUCGAAGCUUUACGGGGAAAGAAGAAGAUCUAAGCAGUCAAUAGAUACCAAUCCUUUGGAAGUAUCACAAGAGCUGGAACAACCACCUCACCAAAAUUGUAUCCACCAGAGUUAUUUUGGAAGUCAUUAGUUUUACCUAAUUUCUUUCUCCAAAUCUUCACUAUUGCAUCAGUCAUACAGUGAACUCUCAAUCUACUGGUCAUUAGACGUUUGACGAGGAGAGGCGCCUAAUUCACCCCAGUCAACCCCCUCAUUUCGGAUCACGCUUCUACCAAGGAAAACACAAUCACGGAGGACGAACCAGAUAUCAAACAUUGCUCUUCGAAAUCUCCAGCGGGUCAACGAAUGAUCACAACAACUAAUCUAAUUGUGAAUCCGAAACAAAGCAUCAUUUGCCAUUAUUCUUUGUUUCAACUUCUUGAUUCUCAAAAUAGUUUGUUUGGUUGAUGCUCGUGGUACUCGUGAGUUGUGUGUCUUCUUUGCUACAUAGCUUCUCAGAAGAUCCAACAUUCUCACGCCCCCUCCAACGAUUCUUCCAUCAACAGCGGCCACGAGAUGCAUCCUUACGGUGUCAAUCGAAACAUCAACGCCGCACCUGCUGAUGACUACUACACACCAUACCUCGGUCUUCGAGCACGCCUAUCACAGACAUGGAUCAACAGAUGGACAGUUCUCCUACUACUUAUUAUUGUUCGGCUCCUUAUUUCUUUGGCCGGUAUCAAAGGAGAUGUCGCAUCAGCCAAGACCGAAGCAUUAUCAGCCUGUAGUAGUGUUGAAAAUGUCGGAAGUGCCAUGGCUUCUAUGCCUCACUAUCUCUCUCAAGGUGUUAACAGUAUGGCCGCUGCUGGUAUUACAAAGGCUGUUAAUGGUAUGAUGCAAAUGCUUUACAUGAGUCUCACUGGCGUCGAAGAAAUUGUUCUCUUCGUCAUUCAUAUGAUGACCUCAACAUAUAUGUGUCUCAUCACUUUGGCUAUCACUGGUAGUCUCCAAGUCGCUAUACAAAUGAUCGAAGAUGUUGGUGCAUUCAUGAACAAGUCUAUCGAUACCAUCACCGGCGACAUGUCAUCUGGACUCAAAUCAUUCGAAGAUGACCUCAAUGGCUUCUUGUCAAAGAUCAAUAUCGGUGGCAUCUUUGGAAGCAGUACUUCACCGCCAACAAUUGACUUGAGUAGUGAGAUAAACAAACUCAAUUCCAUUCAAAUCGAUCCCACAACCAUGGAUGCCGAUCUCGCCAAACUCAACGCAUCCCUUCCAACAUUCGAGCAAGUCCAAAACUUCACGGAUAACAUCAUCAAACUUCCAUUCGAAGAGGUUAAGAAACUCGUGAAUGAGUCAAUGAUCGCUUACAAGUUUGAUGAUUCAGUCUUUCCAGUUCCUCAAAAAAAAUCCCUGACAUUUUGUUCCGACAACACCGCCAUCCAAGAUUUCUUCGUCGGUCUCGUCAAAACCCUCGAUACCGCCAAGAAAAUUAUCCUUAUCGUUCUUGUCAUCGCUGCUAUUCUUGCCUGUAUUCCCAUGGCUUUCCGCGAAAUCUGGGGUUGGCGCGUUAUGCAAAUACAAGCCGCCUUACUAAAAAGUCGAAGCUAUACUAAUGAGAUGGAUAUUCUCUAUCAAGCUCAUCGUCCUUAUACUUCACAAUUCGGUCUCAAAUUGUCAAGGAGGUUCAAGGGUCAGAAGAAUCAAAUCUUGGCAAGAUGGUUCAUCGCAUAUGCUACAUCUAUCCCAGCACUUUUUGUUUUGGCUCUUGGGUUGGCAGGUCUUUUUACCUGUCUUUGUCAAUUCAUCGUCUUAAAAACCCUCGAAAAAGAAAUCCCAGCGCUUACAGCAGAAGUUGGAGACUUUGCAGAACAUGUCGUCAAAGCUUUGAAUAACGCAUCCGAAUCUUGGGCUUUAGGGGCCAAUUCCGUCAUCAAUAACACGAACACGGAAAUCAAUGACAAUGUUUUUGGAUGGGUUAAUACGACAACGGGAGCUAUCAAUGAGACCUUGAAUGUUUUCACUGAUGAGAUGACCAAAGCUCUCAAUGUCACAUUUGGUGGUACCAUCCUCUACAAACCUAUCAUGGGUGUCUUUGAAUGUUUGGUUGGACUCAAAAUCGCGGGCAUCGAAAAAGGUCUCACAUGGGUUAGUGAUAACGCUCAUGUAGAAUUCCCUGAAUUCCAACCAGACGUCUUUUCACUCGGCGCGGCUGCCUCUCUCUCGAAUACAACCGCAGACGACAAUUUCCUCGCUAACCCUGCUACAAGUACUACAGAUGAAAUUACAAACGCAGUAGUGAAGGUGGGAAAGAAAUUAGAAGCAGUUAUUAGGCAAGAAGCUCUUAUUUCUACUGCACUCGUUGCUAUUUAUUUCGUCAUUGUUCUCAUUGGGUUAGUCCAUGUUAUAAUUGGCAUGUGUGGAAGAGAUAAAUCUCGAGGCGAAGGUGGCUCAGCACCGACCCCUCUUUACCGCAAUACCGAUGUCGAAGCUCCUAAUCAACACCUGCCAGAGAUUUCACGAGAGAAAUUUGGUACCAGUGGAAACGAUGGUUGGCAUCAAGAACAUAUGAGAGCGGGUGGGGAUCCGAUAACGCGAAUGCCAUUUGGAGGAGGUGAUGGUGCUGCAGAUGAUCUUCCGUAUAAUGGUGCACCGGCGCCAACAUAUGAAGCAUCAAUUGCCCCGACAGAGCGAUUGGGAGUGGUUCCUGCAGGGAGAGUUAAUACCAAUAGAGGACCAUGGGUUAGAGAUGAGAAGUCUCGAGAAUUGUGGGAAGCGGAUGAUAUGCAGAGGAGAGCUACUAGUAGUUAUGGACAUUUGGAAGGGGGAGAUGAGAAAUCAUCGGGAUGGGGAGUACCGCCGAGAAGAAUUUGAAAGCUGGGUCUUUCAAACGGGAAACGACUUUAUGAUAGAUAUGAUUAUUACAUACAUAGGCAUAGCAUAUGGAUAAAUGGAUACGCAUUAGAGAGACAACGGGUUGAAUGAAAAGGGAGGCCUUGGCGGAUUGAUAUGUUUAGAGAUUUGUAUAGAGUAAUUUUAAUUUCGCCUGAAAUCCACACACGCACACGUGUCUA
Molecule: messenger RNA, 3576 nt
Organism: Botrytis cinerea B05.10
Lineage: Eukaryota; Fungi; Ascomycota; Leotiomycetes; Helotiales; Sclerotiniaceae
Gene: Bcprm1
Product: Bcprm1
Exons: 3
Coding region: 1082-3376 (764 amino acids)
Cellular component (GO): mating projection tip
Source: RefSeq, a predicted model, not a curated record